AUGGGCCCAGACAGAGUGACCGCGCGGGAGCUGUGCGAGAACGACGACCUGGCCACCAGCCUGGUGCUGGACCCCUACCUGGGCUUCCGCACGCAUAAGAUGAACGUCAGCCCUGUGCCCCCCCUGCGGCGACAGCACCACCUGCGCUCAGCGCUGGAGGCCUUCCUGAGGCAGCGGGACCUGGAGGCUGCAUACCGGGCCCUGACGCUGGGAGGCUGGAUGGCCCACUACUUCCAGAGCCGGGGCCCGCGGCAGGAGGCUGCCCUCAAGACCCACAUCUUUCGCUACCUCCGCGCCUUCCUGCCUGAGAGCGGCUUCACCAUCCUGCCCUGCACCCGCUACUCCAUGGAGAGGAACGGAGCCAAGAUCGUGUCCACGCGGGCUUGGAAGAAGAACGAGAAGCUGGAGCUGCUGGUGGGCUGCAUCGCGGAGCUGCGCGAGGCGGACGAGGGGCUGCUCCGGGCCGGCGAGAACGACUUCAGCAUCAUGUACUCCACGCGCAAGCGCAGCGCCCAGCUGUGGCUCGGGCCCGCCGCCUUCAUCAACCACGACUGCAAACCCAACUGCAAGUUUGUGCCCGCAGAUGGGAACGCGGCCUGCGUGAAGGUGCUGCGGGACAUCGAGCCCGGGGACGAGGUGACCUGCUUCUACGGUGAAGGCUUCUUUGGCGAAAAGAAUGAGCACUGUGAAUGCUACACCUGCGAGAGGAGAGGGGAGGGAGCCUUCCGCCUGAGGCCCGGGAAGCCCCUCCCGCCGCAGCCGCUGGACAAGUACCAGCUCCGCGAGACCAAGCGGCGGCUGCUGCAGAGCCGGGGCGGCCGGCUCAGCCCCUGGGCCUGCGCCCACUCGUCGCCGCUGCGCCAGAACCCGUUCUGCGCUGUCUGCCAGCCCCUGCACCCCCUGCCCUGCGGCGCCGGCUCGGAUGCCGCGCCCCUCUGGGUCCAGUGGCUACCGCAGCCCCAGCUCUGGGUGCGCCCCCGGAGGCGCAGGCGCCCCCCGGCCCGGCGGGCCCCCGCACCCCCUGUUCUCCGCGCUGCCCGCGUGUCCCUGCACCGGUGGGGGGGCUGCGGCCCCCACUGCCGCCUGCAGGCGGAGGCCCUGGUGGCCCUGGGCCCUGCCCCCCGCGCCCGCUGGACGCCCCGGCAGGACUGGCACUGGGCCCGGCGGUACGGGCUGCCUUACGUGUUGCGCGUGGACCUGAGCCGCGUGGUCCCAGCCCCGCCCCCCACCUCCUCGCCCAGCCCCGCCCCCGCCAGGCCCCCAGGCCCCCUCCCCGUCCCCAAGCAGGCCCUGGCCUUUGCCCCCUUCUCCCCACCCAAGCGCCUGCGGCUGGUGGUCAGCCACGGCUCCAUCGACCUGGACGUCAACGGCGACGGGCCCUGA
This is a messenger RNA of Pipistrellus nathusii (Nathusius's pipistrelle), 1383 nucleotides long. NCBI's taxonomy places the organism in Eukaryota, Metazoa, Chordata, Mammalia, Chiroptera, Vespertilionidae. The record is from the annotation of a GenBank genome assembly.